Messenger RNA from Rhincodon typus (whale shark), 3051 nucleotides. RefSeq names its product alpha-actinin-2. Gene Ontology annotation, biological process: actin cytoskeleton organization; muscle cell development. Gene Ontology annotation, cellular component: cortical actin cytoskeleton; plasma membrane; cell projection. Lineage: Eukaryota; Metazoa; Chordata; Chondrichthyes; Orectolobiformes; Rhincodontidae. The record is from RefSeq and is a predicted model, not a curated record. The transcript is spliced from 16 exons. The coding region runs from base 67 to 2148 and encodes 693 amino acids. Gene Ontology annotation, molecular function: calcium ion binding; actin filament binding.
GAUGAUGCCCUUUACAACUUGAAUCUUGCUUUGGACAUUGCAGAAAAAGAACUGGAUAUCCCCAAGAUGCUGGAUGCAGAAGAUAUUGUGAAUACACCCAAACCUGAUCAGAGGGCUCUUAUGACGUACGUUUCGUGUUUCUAUCAUGCUUUUGCUGGAGCAGAGCAGGCUGAGAUGGCAGCCAACAGGAUUUGCAAGAUACUGGCAGUGAAUCAGGAGAAUGAAAAGUCAAUGGGAGAGUAUGAGAGGCUGGCCAGUGAGCUGCUGCAAUGGAUUCAGAGGACCAUUCCCUGGCUGGAAAAUCGAUCUUCUGAGAAGACAAUGCAAGCCGUGCAACGGAAAUUGGAAGAUUUUCGGGACUACCGUCGUUUGCACAAGCCUCCCAAAAUCCAGGAGAAGUGUCAGUUGGAAAUCAACUUCAACACUUUGCAGACCAAGCUGAGGAUCAGCAACAGACCAGCCUUCAUGCCCUCUGAGGGAAAAAUGGUUUCAGACAUUGCAGGUGCUUGGCAGCGCCUUGAGCAGGCAGAAAAGGGAUAUGAAGAAUGGCUUCUGACCGAAAUAAGGAGAUUGGAGCGAUUAGAUCACCUCGCUGAGAAAUUCAGACAGAAAGCUACAACUUAUGAAGCGUGGUCACAUGGGAAAGAUUAUAUUUUGAUGCAGAAAGAUUACGAAUCUGCCUCCUUGACUGAAAUGCGGGCUUUACUGAGAAAACAUGAGGCAUUUGAGAGUGACUUGGCUGCACACCAGGACCGCGUGGAGCAGAUUGCUGCCAUUGCACAGGAACUGAAUGAGUUGGAUUAUCACAAUGCUGCUGAAGUAAAUGCAAGGUGCCAGAAAAUCUGUGAUCAGUGGGACAAUUUUGGAACACUCACACAGAAACGAAGAGAGGCUUUAGAGAGAGCCGAGAAAUUACAAGAAACCAUCGAUCAACUCUUCUUGGAGUUUGCUAAACGAGCUGCCCCGUUUAACAACUGGAUGGAAGGAGCAAUGGAAGAUCUUCAAGACAUGUUUAUUGUUCACAGUAUUGAAGAAAUCCAGAGUCUAAUAGCAGCACACGAACAGUUUAAAGCUACCUUGCCAGAAGCAGACAGCGAGAAGCAAGCCAUCCUGGGAAUCCUGAAUGAAGUACAGAAGAUUACUCAGACCUAUAACAUCUCAUCCACUGUGUCAAAUCCUUAUAGCAUGAUAUCACGUGAAGAGAUCAGUGCAAAAUGGGACAAGGUGAAGCAAUUGGUUCCUCAGAGAGAUGCAGCCCUGCAAGAGGAGCUUGUACGGCAACAUGGUAAUGAACGUCUGCGUCGCCAGUUUGCCAGCCAGGCAAAUGUCAUUGGACCUUGGAUCCAGCGUAAGAUGGAGGAAAUAGCUCAAAAUUCUAUUGAAAUGAGUGGAACCCUGGAAGAUCAGAUGAAUCAAUUGAAACAGUUGGAGGAGGUCAUCAUUAACUAUAAACCCAACGUUGACAAACUGGAAGGAGAUCAUCAACUUAUUCAAGAGGCCCUAAUCUUUGACAACAAGCACACCAAUUAUACGAUGGAGCACAUUCGCGUUGGCUGGGAGAUGCUUCUUACUACAAUUGCCAGGUCCAUGAAUGAAAUUGAGACCCAGAUUUUAACUAGAGAUGCUAAAGGAAUCACUCAACAACAGAUGAAUGAAUUCCGGUCUUCAUUCAGCCAUUUUGACAGGGAUGUUUCUGGCAAACUGCAACCAAAGGAUUUCAAAGCCUGCCUCAUCAGCCUUGGACAUAUUGGAAAUGAUAAACAGAAGAAGAAUGGGGCGAUGGAGCCAGAUGAUCUCAGAGCUUGCCUCAUCUCCAUGGGCUUUGAUUUGGGUGAGGCUGAGUUUGCUCGGAUCAUGAAUCUAGUUGAUCCAAACAAUACUGGCCUGGUGUCAUUCCAGUCUUUCAUCUCCUUCAUGACCCGAGAGACCGCUGACACAGAUACAGCGGAACAAGUUGUGGCUUCCUUUAGGAUUCUGGCUGGAGAUAAACCUUACAUCCUAGCUGAGGAAUUGCGUCGAGAGCUGCCCUCCGAGCAGGCUGAAUAUUGCAUUGCCAGCAUGCCACCAUACCGAGGGCCCAAUGCCGUUCCGGGAGCCCUGGAUUAUGUCUCAUUUUCGACUGCACUCUAUGGUGAAAGUGACCUGUGAAAAAUGGACUCAGAUGCAGAGUCUGUUCUUUCUUUCCAAAGCCUGGAUAUUUUAGGAAUUAAAAGCAUAGAACAAUAAAUAAUAGCCUUAAAUGCAAUGUUAGAUGUGGAUCUUUAAAAAAGAUGCAGAGCUGUGUGUGGCACCAGGGAAAAUUGAUGGAAGUACCAUCUCCUUGUAUGAAUUAUGUUUUAAUACAAAAAUUUUAAAAAAAAUCAGGAUUUGGUACUGGAAACAUACAUGUCACUGCAAAAUCUGAUUAACUCAUUUUGUUUUAAAGUCUGCUUGUUAACUAUUGCUUGUUGAACAUUGACUUUGUACACAAGUUACUGACAGGAUCUUUUGUGAGCAGUUUGUAGAUCCUGUUACAGUAUUUGUAAGGAACAGCUCAAGCAUUCCUGAGUUACCAAAGAAAAUGUCACAGGAAUAAUUAGAAUCAGAUGAUAUCAUUCUGGGCCAGUUCAGAAUACAAAGAAAAACAUAUAGCUCUCUGGAUCUCCAGCCACCUUAAUAGUUUUCUCUAUCUGGUUCGUAUUUGAAACUGCCAAGGGUAUUCACCUGCACAAUAUCAUGUAAAGCCUAUGCCCACUACUCACCACCGUGUGUGCAAAGUAAUUAAAUUUAAACUGUCAGAGCUUAAGUCUUUACUCCUUUUUGUCAUGUUUAGUGAUCAUUAAUCAUCUUCAACUUAUCAAUUACUUUUUAAAAUUCUGAAUACCUCUAAUGUGAAAUGAUAGUGUCAUUGGGGUGGUCUUUGAAGUGUAACAGUACAAAAAGGAAGAUUAAAGGAAUUCAACAAACACAGGCUUGAUACAUUUUCCUUUAUGAAGCUAUUGUAAAAUAUAACAAUUGACAUUUUUACCACUGCUGAUGUUUGAAAUAUUAUUAAAAUAUGCACUUGCUAAA